CAGCUGUUUAUCAACAACAACAAAGACUCGUGCGACGGCGAUCGCGCGGUCGUGCCGUGGGCCGAGAUAGGUUUCGGUAUAUAGUAAUAAUAAUAUUGCCAUUUACCAUUUUCCAUUAUUAUUAUUACAACAGUUCCGAACGCGCUGCCGUACUAGUGUCCUACGUUUCGCCGAUCUCGCCAGUGCUCACGCGCCCGACCGACUGUGCUCCACACGCAAUAUUUUAAUAUUAAUUAUUAUUGUGUUUGAUUUAUUUUCCGUUUAUUAUUUAUCUUUUGCCGACGUCGUUGUCUCGUCUCGCGCACGUCCCAUGAAACGAACGGCACUGCCGUCGCUGUCUACCGUCCACUCCGCCGCCGCGCAACAUCCGCCGCGUUUUUGAGGAUCGCCAUCCUCUGUAGCGCCGCGGGGACGACGGACACCAUGAACCGCUGUCCAGUGAUGAACCCGCAGUACGACGUCGAGCGGCGGUCCCGGUGUCCGGCGGCGGCGAUGACCAAGCCGUCGCCCGACACCAACGAUCUGCACGCUUGUGAACGAAUCGUCGUCACGUUCGUACAGCUCAAGAACUACCUGGGCUCGUAUUGGCUGGUCCCGUGGUUUUUCGUCUACAUCUACCCCAGCAUACUUGUCUACGAAUCUUACGGUUUUAUUGGUCCUUUUGUUUAUUGCAAUAUUGUUCAGAUAUUAUUUUUUGUUGUAUUUGAAUUUUGGGAUGAAAGUUUUAAUUGGACACCAUUACAUGAUACCAUAAAAACAUAUUCAUCACAAAUUCUUGGACAUCAAUACAUAACAAAAAGUGUUGAUGAAAUGAUUUUGUUUUGUAUUUGGGUUUUAUCUUGGGCUGCAGUCCCUUCUAUAUGUUAUGCAAAUGAACAUAUAUUUGAAUUACCCAUUGACCGUUUGGAACGGUUAACUUCAUACGUAUCAAUGAUGACUGUUACAUUUGUAAUAGCUUAUAUUAUAAUUUUACUUUGGAUUGAUAUGAAUUUAUUAGAAGUAAAAUCAAAUAUAAAUAAGCAUAAUGCGAAUUCAGAAGUGUCAUCAUAUAAUUAUGAGCUUAUGGAUGAUAUAAUUGAACCUGACGACAUACCUGAUUUGGAAACCGUAUUUGAAGAUAUCUCUAUUACUAAUGAGUUCAAAAUUGAGCAUCAAGCAUUUAUGGAAUUUUCAGAAGCAGGAAAUGAAAAUACUAUUGAAAAUGAAGAAUUUCGUAACUGUACAACAGUUGAACAAGGGGAAGAAGUUAAAGAACAAGAAAUGGAUGUUAUAUCCUUAUCAUCAAGCACAUUAAGUGACUUUGACGUAAUAACUGAAGAAGAAAUAGAUUUACUUAAAAAUCAUUUAAUACCACCGUAAAUUGAACGAUUGAUCUCAAAUUUGUAUUAAAAAUAGUCAAAAACAUAACAGUGUCAUUUUAUAAUCAAAUUUCUGUUAUUUAUCAAAUUAAAACUAAUUUUUUGGCUUUCACACAAAACUGAUUUCUAACUUGAAAUAUUUUGUUACUUUUAAACCAUAUUAUAAGAAUUGUACCUAUCUUAAUGCUUAUAAUAAUUUUGGAGAGGUUUUGUUUUUUACUUUCAAAAUAUGUCGACAUAGCUAAUAAGCCUAUGCUAUUUAUUUAUUGAAAUAAUAAAAAACAAUAUUUUUUUUUACAUAAUUUUUCUAAAUUUUAAAUUAUCUUAACAAUUGAGUAUAGUAUUUUAUGUUGUCUUAUUAAGUAUAUAUUAUAGUAUAUUAGAUUAAAUAUUUUUAUUUUUCGUAUUGCCAAACAAAAUUACAACAUGCUUGUGAAGUUAGAUUUAUAUUUAGAUUCUAUUUUUAUCUUAGUUUUAUUAUGUUUUCAUACAUUAUACACUUGUUAUAUACUUAUGUAUUUCAUACUUGAAAAAUAUUUAUUUUUAACUAAAAUUUGAAAAAUCAAAUUUAUUAAUGAAUUAUAUUGAACAUUGUAAAUCAAUGGUCAUUAUUUUUAUUAUUAUUAUUUUUUUUUUUGGUUAUUUUAUUAUGCAAGUUAACAUUUAUGUUAAACACCUAUAAACAAGACAUUAACAUUAAAUAUUUUAAGACAGACAGUGACAUAAUUAUGUGGGGUUUUGUAGAUGUACAUUUUCCCUUAAAACCUAUUUUAAUUUUAUUUUGUUAACUUGUUUUUAGUUUAUAAUAUUUCUAAUUUUGAUUAUUUUGGUGUGAAAAUGAAAAUCGGUACAUGUCCUGUUAAGUGUUAAUUUUAUAUCACCCGUUAAGGUGCAUGCCAUUAGGUAAAGAUAUUGUAUUAAAUAUAUUAAUAUUUCGAUUCUUUUAUUUGAGAUUACCCAGUGAAUUUUGGAAAUGUAGUAUGAUAAGAAUGAUAUAUUAAUGCAUAUUAUUAUAAAAAAUAAUAAAUACUAUGACUAUGAGCAAUGGCAAGGUAUGUCUUUAGGUAGGAGACAUUGAAAAAAUAUCUUAUCAUUAUUGAUAUUUAUAUUUAGUCAAUAUCAUAGUACUGUAAAUAAACAAACCAACCACAAUUACAAGUUUGCAUUGGUCAAUAACUGAGUUAAUAAUGACUUUUCAAAAAUAAAAUAAAACAUAAAUAAUAAAUAUGAAUA
This is a messenger RNA of Aphis gossypii (cotton aphid), 2591 nucleotides long. RefSeq lists its product as uncharacterized. NCBI's taxonomy places the organism in Eukaryota, Metazoa, Arthropoda, Insecta, Hemiptera, Aphididae. The coding region runs from base 424 to 1359 and encodes 311 amino acids. The transcript has 8 exons. The record is from RefSeq and is a predicted model, not a curated record.